Messenger RNA from Nicotiana tabacum (common tobacco), 1162 nucleotides. Its product is annotated as nuclear transcription factor Y subunit A-7. Gene Ontology annotation, molecular function: DNA-binding transcription factor activity. Gene Ontology annotation, biological process: regulation of DNA-templated transcription. The record is from RefSeq and is a predicted model, not a curated record. NCBI's taxonomy places the organism in Eukaryota, Viridiplantae, Streptophyta, Magnoliopsida, Solanales, Solanaceae.
AUAAGGACUCGCAUGCACAUAGUAAAUCUUUAUCUGGUUGAUGCAUUCCACAAAGAGAAAGCCUAUAAUUAAGAAUAUUAAUUGUCUCCAAUCAAUCUCAUAAAUGGGAACUGGUACUUAUGGAGAAGUGGGACGUACAAUACAUCAAAGAUCAGGAACACAUAUACCUCAAAUUCUCGAUCCGCCUUUGCUAGGGGAUAGUGAUUGCAAGCGAGAAGGCAAACAUGUAGAAUUUAUGCCUCCAAUCAUGGGUGAAAACUUAAAAGCAGCUAAUCAAUUUGAACUGAUGGCCCCGUCAAUUGCAUUCAAAUCAUAUCCCUAUUCGGAGGUACCACAAUAUUCUGGUGGCAAUGUGGCUGCUGCAUGUGGUGAAUCUUUGGUACAUCAAAAUAUAGAAAGAUCAGUGCAUAAUGGUAGAAUGAUUUUGCCAAUUGAAGUGAAGGAGGAGCCUAUGUAUGUAAAUGCCAAACAAUACCAUGGAAUUCUAAGGCGAAGGCAACUUCGUGCAAAGGCUGUGUUGGAGCAAAAAGUGGUUAAAUCUAGAAAGCCUUAUCUUCAUGAAUCUCGGCACCGGCAUGCGAUGAGAAGAGCUAGAGAUGGUGGAGGCCGAUUUCUCAACACAAAAAAGAAGAUCCAACUUCCUGCUAAUAAUAAUAUUAAUACAACUACUCCAAGUAGUAAAGGCAAAGGUUGUGCAGCCUCGGAAGUCAGUUCCAUGGACUCUGAUUUCUCUCAAAAUUACUUGCUCAAUUCUGGACAUAUUGGAUCAUCCAAUGCUACUUCUGUUGAAGGAUUCCAGUUCCAAGGAAUACAUAAUACAGAUAAUCCUCAAUUGGGUUGUCAUUAUCAGUGGAAUCUCAAUGACAACCAUUGCUAUUGCAUGCAGUCAGGAGCUUCUAAUCUCCAACCAUUUUGAAAGAAUGAUAGAGUAACUCGAUCUAGUAUUCUCUGAUUUGGUCUUCAAACCAUAUGAAUGAUACACUAGCACUAGUUUAAAAAGAUGGGAGUUAUGUAAGUAUCUAAUAUCCCUGCAGCUGCAACUUUAUCUGUUAUAAACACUACUGUAGUAGUACAAGUUUUGGGGUUUGUCACUAUGCUUUAAAGUACUGUCUAACUUUCGUUCAACGGGGAGAUAAUUUGAGGGAAAUUUUAAUCAUCCAUG